Closterium sp. Naga37s-1 is the source of this 3387-nucleotide messenger RNA. Lineage: Eukaryota; Viridiplantae; Streptophyta; Zygnematophyceae; Desmidiales; Closteriaceae. The record is from the annotation of a GenBank genome assembly.
AUGUCAUCGUCGGGUCGCAGCAGCAGCAGCAGCAACACCGCCUUCUCCUCCGAUCGCAGCGUCGCCAGCAGCGUCGCCAGUUGCUCCUCCGCGCGCGCCCCCCCCUCGCUCCCCCACCCCGCCGCCUCUGAUUCCGCCGCGCCGGAUACUGCCGCGCCCGAUUCGGCCGCGCCUGAUACUGACAUUCCUGAUACCACUGUCCCUGCGUCCGCCCCAGCCGUCCCCCCGUGGGACAUCCGUGCGUCCCCCGCCGCGGGUAGCGCGGGCGUGCAGCAGGCGAGCGGAGACGUGUUCAUCCCGUGGCCCGCCCACGUGCGCGCCGCCCUCGCUUCUCCGCAGCAGCAGCAGCAGCAGCAGCAAUUCACCUUGUUUUUGCAGCAGCAACAGCAGGGCCUUCAGGGAGCGGUUCAGCUAGAGCAACAGCCGGAUAUCUCUCUGUUUCAGCACCAGCACCAGCAGCAGCAUCAGCAGCAGCUGUUUGCGUUCCAGCAGCAGCAGGGCGUGCGGCGCACAGGCGACUGCGUGGGGACGUGCCUGACGUCGCUGGAGGUGCUGCUGAAUCCAUUCUGCGCGCGCGCCACGCACCACCUGCCCCUCCACUCGCCCGCUUUCUCCAUGGCGUCAAAUUCCUCUGCGCCCUCCUCCAACGGCCCCUCCCCGCUCGCCCCCUGGCACCACCCGCAGCAGCAGCAGGCCUUUCCGCCCCCCCACGGCCUCAUGCCGCCGCCCCAGCCACGCCCAUCGCAGCAGCAAAACCACGUCUCUUUUCAGCUGCAGCCGCCUUCGCAGCAGCAGCAUUCACAGCAGCAGGGGGGGGGCGACAUGGGCGUGGGCAUGGACAUGGAGCUGAGCAUUCAGCUGCCCGCACGGCGCUGGCCGCCCACCCUGGCCGCCGUCACUCCCGGCAGAAGUCUCACCGCCUCCGUGCUCGGCCGCGGCCCCACCCCCCACCGCCCCACCCGUAAGCCCACCGCCCCACCCGCAAGCCCACCGCCCCACCCGCAAGCCCACCGCCCCACCCGUAAGCCCACCGCCCCACCCGUAAGCCCACCACCCCACCCGCAAGCCCACCGCCCCACCCGUAAGCCCACCGCCCCAUCCGCAAGCCCACCGCCCCACCCGCAAGCCCACCGCCCCACCCGCAAGCCCACCGCCCCACCCCCCACGUCUCACCUUGCUCGUGCUUGCUACCACUACCAUCGCUCCAUUUAUCUCCCUUCCACUGCCGCCCCCUUCCUUCCCUCUGCCCCCCCCCCUCAUCUCCUCCACUCCACCCCUCACGCCACCGUCCUCUGUCCUGCCUUCCCAGCCAACAUCCGCACGCUGUUCAACAUAGAGCGCAAGGCGCUGGGCGAGGGGCAGUACGGCAAGGUGUAUGUGUGCACGGAGAAGGCCACGGGCGUGCGCUACGCCUGCAAGACCAUCGCUCGCAGCUCCCUCAUCUCCGUGGAGGAUGUGGAGGACGUGCGCAUGGAGGUGAGGCCGUGCACAUGGAGCCUGGCCAGCUCCCUGGUGAGCGUGCUGUUCCGGCUGCAGGGGCAGCCGAACGUGGUGCGCGUGCACAGCACGUACGAGGACCGCCGCGACAUCCACAUCGUCAUGGAGCUCUGCAGCGGGGGCGAGCUCUUCGAUGAGAUCAACCGCCGCUGCGAUGAGAUGACCGUGCCCUACAGGUGCGAUGAGAUGACCGUGCCCUACAGGGGCAGUGAGAGGGACGCGGCGAAGCUGUGCAAGGCGGUGGUGCGGGCGGUGCAUUCGUGCCACAGCAGCGGGGUGAUCCACCGCGACCUCAAGCCCGAAAACUUCCUCUUCUCCUCCGCUGGCGCCGACGCCGUGCUCAAGGCCGCUGACUUCGGCAUGGCUGCCUACUUUAAACCCGGCGAGGGAUUCACGCGCGUGUGUGGCAGCUGCAUGUACAUGGCGCCGGAGGUGAUCCGCAUCUGGGAGAACCUGGGCAAGCAGCGCUACGGGCCGCCCGUGGACAUCUGGGCGUGCGGCGUCAUCUUCUACAUCCUCCUCGCCGGCAACUACCCCUUCCUGCCGCAAGGCCCCGAUAGGUCGGAGAGGGCGUUCAGGCGGGUGAUACUGCAGCCGCAGCGGCUGUUCCGAGAGGCGGUGUGGGGGCGCAUAUCGGCGGACGCCAAGAGCCUCAUCGCCGCCAUGCUGCACCCCGACCCCGCCCUGCGCCCCACCGCGCAGCAAGUGCUCGGGGUGGCAGAUGACCUAACAUUCACAUCCUGCACCCUACUUAUUGCCUUUGUCUUUCUCGUGCUGCUUCCGCCUGGCUCAUUCGAUCCUCUGCUGUUUUCUCCUCCUCCCCGCCUUCCGGUCGCAACCGCACUUCCCCGUUCACCGCAUUCACACCCGCCCCGGCCCUCUCCCCUGCUCCCAUGGUGCGCUGCCUGGCCUCGCACAGAGCACACGUGGAUAGUGCGGGCGCCGGACGAGCCGUUGGAGAAGGACGUGGUGGACCGCUUCAAGCAGUUCCUCUACGUCAUGCGCCUCAAGAAGGUCAAGAAGGUGGCGCUCCGGGCGAUGGUGGAGGGCAUGGGGGAGGACGACAUCCGCGUGGUGCAGGGCGACUUGGGUCGCCUGGACCCCAACGCCACCGGAGUGGUGCCCAUCGAGGCGCUGCCCCACGCGCUGCACUCGCGCGGCUUUCAUGGCCCUGCUGAUGCUGUCGCCAGCAUCAUCCACGAGAUCUGUCUGGACGGCAAGGUGGCGUUUGACUAUGCGGACUUCUUUGUGGCGCUGCUGCAGCUGUGCGGGGUGGAGCAGCAGGAGAACCUGUUCCAGGCCUUCUCCGUGUUCGACCAGGACCUCAGCGGCUACAUCAGCGAGGCCGAGCUGCAGCGCGCGUGUGAGAAAUACCGCGUCAACCGCCAAGUGGUGCAGGAGAUGAUGGCCGAGGUCAACCGCGAUGAGGUGAGAGGGAAGGGAGUGGACAGAUGGCUCCAGGCUCACUCCCACCAACUCUCCAGCCCCUCCUUCAGCACCUCUAUCCCGCUCCCUCCCCUCUUCGUCGUCUCGACAUGCGAGCGUGGCCAAGGGACAGCAGUGGAGGCAAGCAACAUGAGGCACUGUGCUGCGUGCACACCCAUGUGCCUCCGUGCCCCCUCGUUCAACCAUCCCUCCCCGCCCCGCAUGUAUGGUGGCUGGCAGGCGGGGCGGGUGGACUACAACGAGUUUGUGGCGAUGAUGCGCAUGCAGGCGGGCGGGGUGAGCCGGCGAACCAUAGAGCGCCACAUGGACAACGGCAGCAUCAAGGAGAUGGACCACGGGGGCGGUGCAUCAGGGCCGUACGAUGGGGACAGCGAUGACAUGCGCAGUGAUGCCGCCUGUGCUGCUGCUGAUACCGCCAGUGUUGGCAAUGGAGGCGGGUUCUGA